Messenger RNA from Marchantia polymorpha subsp. ruderalis, 2725 nucleotides. The record is from the annotation of a GenBank genome assembly. Lineage: Eukaryota; Viridiplantae; Streptophyta; Marchantiopsida; Marchantiales; Marchantiaceae.
GUCCGAAUCGGCCCUUCCCUUCGUACCCUACUGCGGCCUUCGAUCGCAGCACGUAAAUUUCCGAUAACCGCGAUCAGUCAGUCCAUGGUCGGCGGCCAAAGCGUCUGCAGCAGCAGCAGCAGCAGAAAUUCUGUGCCGAGCGUGAAGGAGUCGGAGCUCGGAUGAGGAAGGCUCAUCGAGGUGCCCGGAGAGGAAGGAAGAAUUUGCAGGAAUGGAUCAUGGCUGACGUUUUAGGUGCGGGACGAUUAGCGAAUUCGGCGCACGGCACUGGCACUGGCACGCGACGACGCUUUCUUUAUUUUACGUCUGGGGCGAGGGCGAGGGCGCGAGCUUUUGGGUGUUCGUGUAUGGACGACGGAAUAUACCAAAAGUCGGAUCUGUAAGCUGGAAAGGAAACGAAGGCUCACGAAAGGCGCGGGGCGGGGCGGGGCGGGGCGGCGAGCGACGGCAAGCAGUCGUGUCUCGUCUGGGCCGAGGAUCACAUCACGAGGCCUGCCGCUGCAAGGUCCACCCACAGCUGGAGCAAGUAUAUUUCCAGACACAUGCGCCCGGCCGGAGUCCAGAAAGUUCACGGCUGUUGGGAUUUGACAAGCGCCUUUUCGCCCCUUGUCCGAAGACUCGACCAGUCUCUCACUCACUCGCUCACUCUCUCAUUCAUUCCCUCAUUCCCUCAUUCACUCAUUCAUUCAUUCGCUGCCUCCUUCCUUCGGGCGGAUUCGCUGAAUGCAUGUCUGUCGCCCUUCUGCUGCUGAGGUUUGCGACGAGGUUUUCGCUCGGAGUCCAUGACGCGAGGCUCGAGUGGGAGUGGCAGCGAUAGCCGGAGCUAGGGGCGAGAGGCAGUGGGAGAGGGCGUAGAUGCUCGGGAGUGGUAGCGGACAAUGACGAACCAGGACGGGCGGGAGCGGGACGCGAAGAGUCGACAGGUUAGCGAGGAGGCGGACGAGAUGGAGUUCGGACGGUCUCCUCUGCCGGAGGAGCUGGUGGAGAAGAUCAUGUCGAUGCUGCCGUUUCCUGCGAUUAUCAAAGCCAGGGUUCUGUCCAAAGGGUGGUACGCGAAGUUCGAGCAGAACGAGGAGUUGGGGCAAUCGGCAUUCCAGAGAAUGGUUCUGCAGCGGUCCAGUAGUUGGGAGCCUUUUUGUCCCGCUUUUCUCAAGAAGGAUACCUCGGAAUUGAUCGCCUACAAUCGCACUUCCAACAGCUGGCGCAAGAUGCUGUCACUCGCCUACCUGCCUGGCGAUUUCGUUCGGCAGGAUAUCAUCGUCGAAGGGAGUUUGAUAUGUGGAACUGUGGUUCCUGAGAGCAGCGCACGGACCCUCGAUCACAACCUGUACGUGACGAAUGUGUUGACCAAGGCUUACAGGGUUUUGCCCUUAAGGCCGAAUAUGACGUACGUGGGCUGCAAGCACCUGCUGCAUCGAGGUGCGGAUGGAUACAUCGUGGUGGUCUUCAGCCUCGAUCCGCACUUAAUGGAGAGCGGGCAGUAUACUUUCGAUGCGCAGGUCUACAACUCCAAGAUUCAUGCCUGGAGGACGACCAAGGUGACGAUAGAAAAUGACUUCUACCUGAGCCCUCAAUGCAGUGCUUACCUGAAGGAUACUCUGUACAUCAUGUCCAGGCAUGCUCUGGGAGUGCUAACUUCGGGGCAAAUUGGCAUGCUCGCCUUGAAUGUCGAGGACAUGACUUGGGAAAGGUGUACACUUUCGUUCCCGUCCCUGAACAGGCCUUGUACAUCGGUCACGUUGGUGUUGUGUGGAGGCCAAAUAUUGGUGGUCCUGUCGUUGGAUGUGGAGCCUCGCCCACCGUGGAUGAACCUCUGUGACGAGCCCUAUCAGUUCAGAAUCGUUUACAGCAACACUCAGCAGAGCUUGGUCUUGAUGAAGGUGAAUCUCAAAACUCGCCAGCUUUCUAUUGUGACGCAAGGACCUCCAGAGGCUCUGUGCACCGGAGCGGUGCACAACAAUCCUGUCACAGACGGCACCUAUAUCUACUUCGGUGCUAAGAGCAGCAGCUCGGUGGUCGCAUACAAUGUCGAGAAAGACGAGUGGAGCAAGAUUCCCUCUCUCUGUCGAGCUGCGGGCAUCAGUCGAGGGUUCCAGUGGAGCGCUUUUCCCUUUCGACCCGGUUUGAAUUCUUUUCUGCAGGUUUGACGAACCUCCGUUGGGUCGAAAGUGCCCACAAUUUACUCCAACACAGGCGCAAGUUGUUUCACCCCGUGCGGGGUCUGUUCACCGGUCCAAGUAUAUUUUGUUGGUCUCGUGCAUUCGGCAUGGCUCCUUUGGCGGAUCGUGAUCUCAUGGCAUGUGCCGAGUCUGAUCGACAAAUUUUGUAAUCUCUAUGUACAGUCUACACUAGCAAAUGAAAUUUUGAUUAACUAGGUUAGAGCUAGACGGGGGCAAAGAAGGGGCCUGAUGAAGGCCCCAUUAUAGCUGAUGUCCUCUGCGGGUAUCACACAUAUCCGUAUAUAUAUAUACAUAUUUAUAUUUAUUCAUUUGGAGCGCGAUAGACCGCUAGAUCUAUCAUUGUGCAGGGUUGUUGUAGAAAUCGUUGUUCAGUGCAUGUUACAGAAACUGCUGUGAGUGGUACAUAUUAGUUUAUGUAAUGGCGUACACAUGAAAGUUACAUUGUUUCCAUCAGGGCGUAGGAUUCUGUAGCAUUUCCAAGAUCUAUGUUUCCUGCAUGUACUCCCCGAAUGAAAAUAAUAAAGUUGUUAGCUUUCUUUGACCGG